Messenger RNA from Penicillium arizonense, 1263 nucleotides. Its product is annotated as Zn(II)2Cys6 transcription factor rglT. The transcript has 2 exons. The record is from RefSeq and is a predicted model, not a curated record. Gene Ontology annotation, molecular function: sequence-specific DNA binding; zinc ion binding; DNA-binding transcription factor activity, RNA polymerase II-specific. Gene Ontology annotation, cellular component: nucleus. Bases 1 to 1263 code for a protein of 420 amino acids. NCBI's taxonomy places the organism in Eukaryota, Fungi, Ascomycota, Eurotiomycetes, Eurotiales, Aspergillaceae. Gene Ontology annotation, biological process: positive regulation of transcription by RNA polymerase II.
AUGUCGGUCAUGGCUGAAUCUUGCAGAGGGGCGCCUGUACCUGUCAACCAGGCGUCCAGUGAACAAAAAAGACAUGCGGCGUGCGACGAGUGCCGGAAGCGCAAGCUCAAAUGCUCUGGUGAAUUAUCAGGGUGCUCUCGAUGCCUCAAACAAUCGCUAUGCUGCAACUAUUCCUCCCAGAAACAAAUGGGUCGGCCGCCAAAAAAGAGAGCGCGAACAGACGAUGAGGGGCUUGAACCUUUGCCGCCUGGCGAGAUAUGGCCAAGUCCAGAGGACUCACAACAAUCUUCAGUCGGGCCGACUCCUAAUACAGGCGCCUUUCCAGACUCUGAUCACCUUUGUCCUCUAUUCUUCUGGACCCCUGGUGGAAAUUCGCAGCAGUCACAACACGCCGCAGAUCUAUUAGCAGGUGACGAGGAGCACAACCACGCCUGGCCACCAGAUGGUCUAAAACCUGCAAAUCUGCCCGUCUUUCCAUCCUCAAGCCCUUGGCCGGAUUUCUCCACCGUCUCUGAAGCUACAGCCAUGCCAUUCCCCGUACCAAACCUUCAGAGCAUGGACUCUCUACCGCUCUCUCCUCCAACAUCUAUCUCAUCUGACGGUACUUUGUCUGGCUGUACAUGUCUGUCCUACCUUUACCUAUGCCUCAGUCACAUAUCAUCCCUCGCCUCCUUCCCUGUCAACUCCCACACCCUAUGCUCCCUAUAUAUCGCCGCACGAACAGCACAAGACGUGAUCCGCUGCCAAGAAUGUCCAAAAGUAUUUGCCACAGGCAUGCAAAACACCAUGUUUGUGGGGACGUUGUUAACAGUCGUUGCGGACUCGUGGCUGCGAGUCUCGCAGGCCGAGCCCGUCGAGCUGGGAAAGCAAUCCGCAACACCAGAAUACGUGGCUCAGGUACAACAAAGCCCCGAUCCAACACAAGCCUGGAAGAGCUGGCUCCACCAGGUUGUUCGCCGUGCCAUUAUUGGCGGCCCUUUGGAUCCCCGUGCUGUGGUUGGUUGUUCAGAUCAGCUUGAUCUGCUGUCCCUCAUCAAAGAGGUCGAGCACCGUCAAUGGCUCCGGCAUCAACCGCAACAAUCGCCUUGUUCUUCCAGUGCGAUCCAUAACUCGCCGCCAGAGCAUGAUCAUCAAGAGAAAGAGCAUCUCUGUCUUCGUGUGGUUGGUAGCGCCAGGCAUGUGAUUGCAAAAUUCAACUUUGAGCCUGGUGAUUACCCAGAAGGUGUUGACCCAGUCACGUUCAGGGAUAAGAUGGGCGAAUAA